Pistacia vera is the source of this 3476-nucleotide messenger RNA. Its product is annotated as exportin-2. NCBI's taxonomy places the organism in Eukaryota, Viridiplantae, Streptophyta, Magnoliopsida, Sapindales, Anacardiaceae. Gene Ontology annotation, biological process: protein export from nucleus; protein import into nucleus. The record is from RefSeq and is a predicted model, not a curated record. The coding region runs from base 302 to 3217 and encodes 971 amino acids. The transcript is spliced from 2 exons. Gene Ontology annotation, cellular component: nuclear envelope; cytosol. Gene Ontology annotation, molecular function: nuclear export signal receptor activity; small GTPase binding.
ACUGCAAAACAUUUCCAAACUAUUAACAAAAGCCAGGCGUACUCAGCGUUCGUAUAUUGUCCAUAAAAAGCAGACCACCUUCUAAAAACUCUCUUUAAAGCCUCUCCAUUUUCCCUCUAACCUAAAAUUUCAAUCUAUCGCUCUUGAACUUAGUCACAGUCAGAGUGAGUCUCAGGUAGCUUUUUUUGGCUCUUGGCUCCCUCGCCAGCUCAGCAUUUCUGAUUUGAAUAUUUUUUAAACUUAUUUUCUCCAAACCCCUCAAAUCAGACAUUCGUAAACCCUAGAAUCAUUCAUCAUCAGAAUGGAGUGGAAUCCAGAAACUCUCCAGAACCUUUCUCAGUGCUUUCUCCACACGCUAUCUCCGUCCCCCGAGCCGCGCCGCGCAGCCGAAAAAUCUUUAGCCGAAGCCGCGGAGAGGCCCAACUACGGUCUCGCAGUUCUCCGCUUGGUAGCCGAGCCAACAGUGGAUGACCAGAUUCGCCAAGCCGCCGCUGUCAACUUCAAGAACCACCUACGCUCUCGCUGGGCCCCUUCCCCUGACACUGGUUCCACUGCAAUACUGGAUCCCGAGAAGGAGCAAAUCAAAGCCCUAAUCGUGACUCUUAUGCUCACUUCGACGCCGCGAAUCCAGAGUCAGCUCAGCGAAGCCCUAGCCGUCAUUGGCAAGCACGAUUUCCCCAAAUCUUGGCCUACUUUACUUCCCGAACUCGUCGCCAAUCUCAAAAAAGCGUCUGAAUCCAAUGAUUACGUUUCCGUCAACGGUAUUCUCGGAACUGCCAACUCUAUUUUUAAGAAAUUUCGAUACCAGUACAAAACAAAUGAGCUUUUGCUAGAUUUGAAAUACUGUCUCGAUAAUUUUGCCGCUCCGUUAUUAGAAAUUUUUCUCAAAACUGCUGCAUUAAUUGAUUCAACUGCGAGUUCCGGUGCGUCGGCUGCAACUCUUAAGUUGCUGUUGGAGUCUCAAAGAUUGUGUUGUAGGAUAUUUUAUUCGCUGAAUUACCAAGAAUUGCCUGAAUUUUUUGAGGAUCAUAUGAGUGAGUGGAUGAGUGAGUUCAAGAAAUAUCUAACAACAAAUUAUCCCACACUUGAGAGUAGUAAUGAUGGACUCGGGCAGGUUGAUGAGCUUAGGGCUGCAGUAUGUGAGAAUAUCAGUCUUUAUAUGAAAAUUAAUGAGGAAGAGUUUCAGGGGUACUUAAAUGAUUUUGCUCUUGCUGUCUGGACUUUACUAGGGAAUGUGUCGCAGUCUUCUAGUCGUGAUACGUUAGCUGUUACUGCAAUUAAGUUUUUGACUGCUGUGAGUACAAGUGUGCACCACACGUUGUUUUCGGGUGAAGGAGUGAUACCUCAGAUUUGUCAGAGUAUUGUGAUUCCAAAUGUGAGGUUGAGAGACGAGGAUGAAGAGCUUUUUGAGAUGAAUUAUGUUGAGUUUAUUAGGAGGGAUAUGGAGGGUAGUGAUGUUGAUACUAGGAGGAGGAUUGCAUGUGAACUACUUAAAGGUAUUGCAACACAUUAUAAGCAAAAGGUAAUGGAAAUAGUUUCAGUUCAAGUACAGAAUCUAUUAAGCUCAUUUGUAGCUAACCCUGUUGUAAAUUGGAAAGACAAGGAUUGUGCCAUAUAUUUAGUUGUUGCACUUGCCACGAAGAAGGCUGGGGGCACUUCUGUUACAACUGAUCUUGUUGAUGUUCAGGGCUUCUUUACAUCAGUUAUUGUUCCAGAGUUGCAAAGUCAGGAUGUGAAUGCAUUUCCGAUGCUUAAAGCAGGUGCUCUUAAGUUCUUUACAAUGUUUCGAAGUCAGAUACCAAAGCUCCAUGCAUUUCAAUUGUUUCCAGACUUGGUUCGGUUCCUUGGUGCAGAGUCAAAUGUGGUUCAUUCUUAUGCUGCUAGUUGUAUAGAAAAACUCUUGCUGGUCAAGGAUGAGGAUGGAAGAGCAAGGUACAAUUCGGCGGAUAUAACCCCAUAUCUGCCAUUGCUGAUGACCAACCUUUUUAAUGCCCUGAAGUUUCCAGAAUCUGAGGAGAAUCAAUACAUAAUGAAGUGUAUAAUGCGGACUCUUGGGGUUGCAGAUAUUUCCAGCGAGGUUGCUGGACCUUGCAUUACUGGUUUGACAACUAUUCUGAAUGAAAUUUGCAAAAAUCCAAAAAAUCCAAUUUUUAAUCACUACCUCUUUGAGUCAGUAGCUGUUCUUGUCAGACGAGCAUGCCAGAGGGAUCCCUCUCUCAUAUCAGCUUUUGAAGCAAGCAUUCUGCCCAGCCUCCAGAUGAUCUUGCAAAAUGAUGUGAUUGAGUUCUUGCCGUAUGCAUUCCAGCUGUUGGCUCAGCUUGUUGAGUUGAAUAGGCCACCUGUUGCCCCGAACUAUAUGGAGAUUUUUAAGCUUCUCCUUCUGCCUGAAUCAUGGAAGAGAUCUUCGAAUGUUCCAGCUCUUGUGCGUUUGCUUCAGGCCUUCCUUCAGAAGGUACCUCAUGAAAUCACCCAAGAAGGCAGGCUGAGCCAGGUGCUUGGGAUAUUCAACAUGCUUGUUGCAUCCCCUAGCACUGAUGAGCAAGGCUUCUAUGUGCUCAACACUGUUAUUGAGUGUCUUGAAUAUAAUGCCAUUUCUUCAUACAUUGUUCACAUCUGGAAUGCCCUUUUUACACGCCUCCAGAAGAAUCGGACAAUCAAGUUUAUCAAGUCCUUUCUGAUUUUUAUGUCACUGUUUCUGAUCAAGCAUGGUUCUGUAAACCUUGUCAAUACAAUGAAUGCUGUUCAGUCUGGCGUAUUUUUAGUAAUUGUAGAGCAGUUUUGGAUACCAAAUCUUAAGUUGAUCACAGGUUCUAUUGAAGUUAAGCUGACUGCUGUUGCUUCAACCAGGCUUAUCUGUGAAUCUCCAGUGUUUUUGGAUGGUGGUGCUCUAAGUCUCUGGGGGAAGAUGCUGGACAGCAUUGUUACCCUUCUUUCACGGCCAGAGGAGGAAAGAGUUGAAGAGGAACCUGAAAUGCCAGAUAUUGCUGAAAAUGUGGGUUAUACCGCUGCAUUUGUUAGCCUUUACAAUGCUGGGAAGAAAGAAGAGGAUCCUUUAAAGGAUAUAAGGGAUCCAAAGGAAUUCCUGGUAGCAUCAUUGGCAAGGAUUUCUGCCACAUCCCCUGGGAGGUACCCCCAGAUCAUCAGUGCAAAUCUUGAGGCAGCAAAUCAGACAACAUUGCUUCAGCUUUGCAACAAUUACAAUUCACCUAUAGUUUGAGAUAUGAUUCUGCAUGAAAUCUCCUUUUGGGCGUUAGUCUCGUCUAAGUUUUGAUCAGCUUGCCUAUGUAACCUGACGGUACUUUAUACUAUGUGACUGAACAUUGUCAAGAAUUAAUCUUCCAUUUUUGCAAUUUCUGGGGAUCCGAAUGAUGGGAGUUUUGUUAUUACAUUUGCUCUCCAAGUUAUCCGUGCAUGGUUAGCAAAUGGUCAUUCCAGUGUGGUUAAUUAAGUUCUGGGGUAGAUAAGCCCCAUUCUAU